Messenger RNA from Ostrea edulis (European flat oyster), 1086 nucleotides. RefSeq lists its product as uncharacterized. Bases 81 to 686 code for a protein of 201 amino acids. NCBI's taxonomy places the organism in Eukaryota, Metazoa, Mollusca, Bivalvia, Ostreida, Ostreidae. The transcript is spliced from 4 exons. The record is from RefSeq and is a predicted model, not a curated record.
ACUCUGUGGAAUGGCUCUAUACUUCUGAUCUGUAUUGUAGAAGUCCCGGUAACUCUGUGGGAUGUGUCUCUACUUAGGAUAUGUACUGUAGAAGUCCUGGUAACUCUGUGGGAUGUGUUUAUACUUAUGAUCUGUACUGUAGAACUCCCGGUAACUCUGUGGGAUGUGUCUGUACUUCUGAUCUGUACUGCAGAACUCCCGGUAACUCUGUGGGAUGUGUCUGUACUUCUGAUCUGUACUACAGAACUCCCGGUAACUCUGUGGGAUGUGUCUGUACUUCAGAUCUGUUCUAUGGAGGUAAAAUGACAACCGUGAUUGCUGAUCAGCUGAAUCAGGCAAUAGCCGAUGGAUCAGUGAAGUGUGCAUUUGUUGGUGUGACUCUCGGUGUUCCAUUCAUACACCCAGCAAAAACAGUCCAGAGUUGGGUCAACUAUACACUUGUUAACGCCAUUAUUGAUGAAGAUGAAGCAAAUACAUUGACGGAUUUGUAUAAAUUGAUAGAGAUAGCCAUCGCUAAUCUAGAGUGGAAAUCAGCAUUUAAUUUCCAAGCCUUGAUGGGACAAGGCUGCGCAACUUCUCUAAUUGGGUCAAUUUGUAUAAUUGUCUUCGGUGGGACGAGAAAUGUCAAACAGAUGUUUUCUUCAAGGACAUGUAUGAUUCGUCAGAAGAUGUUCUAUGGGCUUUGAUGAAUGGGAAGAUCCGAAAUAAAUUAGGAAUCAUCCCUACAAAUGUCAUCUGGGGAGGUAUAGUGUUGUAAAGAACUAAUUAUAUGAUGCAUGUAGUUAACAAUCAUUUUCAUGUUUUGAAAAUACAUGAGGGUUUGAAUUGCGACGCUUGACGCCGGAAUAUUUUCUGUCAGAAUUCCCAACUGUUAAAAUAGAAGUAAAUUAUAUGUAGCGGGAUUCAUGCACGUAUUGUUUACAAUUAAUAUUGCAAGCAUAUGCAUUCAUGAGGAAAUUCUUGUGAUUACAAUCUGUGAAGAAAACAUUACAAAGACACAUAUAUAAUAGCAAUGUCCAUGGUAGGAAUAUUUUAAAUGUGUACAAAUAUUGUAUUUUUUUAAUAAAUCACUUUAAUAACGAAACA